Williopsis jadinii is the source of this 1032-nucleotide messenger RNA. RefSeq lists its product as uncharacterized. Lineage: Eukaryota; Fungi; Ascomycota; Saccharomycetes; Phaffomycetales; Wickerhamomycetaceae. The record is from RefSeq and is a predicted model, not a curated record. The coding region runs from base 1 to 1032 and encodes 343 amino acids. The transcript is spliced from 2 exons.
AUGUUCAAUGAAAUCAUAUCUGAUACUACAACGAUAUCUUUAGAACUAAUGAGUGGUUGGUCAUCGGUAGAGAAUGGGUUUUUCUUUGAUCAAGACUUACCAAUGAUUGUUUCAACUCUAAGGGUUCAGUUAAAUCGUUCAAAAAAGGAGGUGAACAAGAAAGAUCUUGCUUUUCUGAGUAAUCGGGAGUUUCCAAUAGCUCUCAAGCCGAAGAAUAAGCAUACCAAAGGAGUAAAAAUGUUCUACACAAGAGACACAAGACAGCAACAUAAUACUAUCAAGAGACCGAGGAAUAAGUUUAUUCUUGCUAGAACCAUAUUAAGUAAAGUUGUGAAAGCGCAAUCUACAGAACUCACCAAUGACGAUACCUCAAGAAUCAUAUCAUGGGUUUGGAAGAAUAGUACUUGUGAGUUUCAGAGAUAUUUCAAUUAUCUAUCGUUUAUUGAAGAACAGUGGCACAGCAUUUACCAUCCUGAAUAUACCUUCUCACCAAAGACAAAAACAAAUGGUACUCUUAAUCAAAAGCUGAAGAAUAAUUCACCGCAUGACACAAUUAUCAAAUUUAACCCAGUGAGCUCAUCUAGACUACAAAAUAUAAAUUCAAAAUCGUUUGGUUCCAAAAUCAGUUUCGAAGAUGUGGGAGAUAUGAACAGGUAUGUUCAAUUAUGUGCUAGUUCAUAUGACAAAAAGCAAAGAACGGCUCAUUACCAAACGAGCACCCUAUCGAGCUCCCAGAACACUGCUAAUUAUAAAGCACAUACGUCAAAAUUUUCUAUCAAACCAUUACCAGGAAGGGAACAGAAGAAUCGCAUAUCUUCUAAAAGUGAAAAGUCCAGAAUUGAUAAGCGUCUAUCAUACCGAGCGGUUUCUUCAAAGAUGGCAAUUGAUGCACCUGAUGUGCGCAUCAAUGAGAACAAUCUACAAACCUUGAUUGUGAAAAGGUUUUCUUCCUCAUUAUUUGCUGUUCUUACUGAUGAUAUAUAUUUAGACACAGGGCUUACGGACUCUUCCGAUAUUUUACCUAAAGUCUAG